AUGCGGCCCCUCCUCCUGCUAUGGGGCUGCCUCGUGCUCCCAGGUUACGGAUCGGUGGUGGACCCGAAGGAGAUCAGUGGCUUUGAAGGUGACACUGUGUCCCUGCAAUGCACCUACGGGGAGGAGCUAAAGAAGUACCCGAAAUACUGGUGCCGCGAGGCCGGGAUCUUCAUCUCCCGCUGCACUGAGACUGUCUUCUCUGGAGGAUACGGCCAGGAAGGAAGGGUGUCGGUCCACGACAACCCAUGGGAGAAUAGGUUCACGGUUAUCCUGAGGAACCUCACCCUGAAAGACAUGGGGAAGUACUGGUGUGGGGUCAAAAAACUGGGCUUCGAUAAGACUAUCUCAGUCUCUCUGCUUGUCUUUCCAGCAACUUCUCCGUUUGCAAGGAUCUCUCCUCACCCAGCAACCUCUCCGUAUGCAGGGACCUCUCUCCACCCAGCAACCUCUCCGUUCACAGGGACCUCUCUCCACCCAGCAGCUUCUCCAUUUGCAAGGAUUUCUCCUCACCCAGCAACCUCUCCGUAUGCAGGAACCUCUCUUCACCCAGCAACCUCUCCAUAUGCAAGGACCUCUCCUCACCCAGCAACCUCUCCUCCUGCAGGGAUCUCCCAGCCGGUCACACAAUUGGACUCUACCUCAACAAAGGACACCAGUUUUGUCCCCAGCAGCAGCUCCAAGUCCAGGGUGUCCAUCCCACUGAUCCGGAUCUUGGCCCCGGUCCUGGUGCUGCUAGCCCUUCUGCUGGCCACAGGCCUGGCCGCCCUCGGCAGCUGCGUGUUUCAGUGGAGAGAAAAAGCUCAGCUGGCCUCGGAGACACAGAAGAAGGACAAGGUCCAUCUCUCCCACUUGGCUUCAGAGGACGACAAAGCCUCUUGGCGGGACCCUGAGGGAGACAUGACCCGAGCCUCUACCCUCCCUAUGUCUGGGGACGAGCCAGGCUUUUCAAAGUUCAGCUCAGUCUAG
This is a messenger RNA of Rangifer tarandus platyrhynchus (Svalbard reindeer), 966 nucleotides long. NCBI's taxonomy places the organism in Eukaryota, Metazoa, Chordata, Mammalia, Artiodactyla, Cervidae. The record is from the annotation of a GenBank genome assembly.